AUGCCCGUCCCGCCCAGCCAGCGCCUGGAAUGGACUGAGUCUAUGAACCCGCUCCGGAUCAGCGUCGGUGGCCUUCCCGUCCUAGCUUCCAUGACUAAGGCUGCUGACCCCCGCUUCCGACUGCGCUGGAAGGCCAUCCUGGUGUCCUCACUCAGCGUCGCCUUGGUGCUGCUCCUGCUGUGCUUUCACCGCUCAGCCACGGGGAGGCCAGCCCCGGCCAACACCCACAACUGGCGGCUCAGCCCGCUGCCCGGGGACAGGUACAAUGACACCUACCCGCUGUCCCCGCCCCAGAGGAACUCGGAAGGGGUGCGCUACCGGAUCGGGGUCAUUGCCGACCUGGACACCGGCUCCAAGGGCCCACGGGAGCACACCUGGUUCAGUUACCUGAAGAAGGGCUACCUGACCCUGUCGGCCAGCGGGGACAGAGUGACGGUGGAGUGGGACCGGGCCGACAGCCUGCUGGAGUCGCAUCUGGCCGAAAAGGGGAGAGGCAUGGAGCUCUCGGAGCUGGUCGUCUUCAACGGGAAGCUGUAUGCAGUGGACGACCGGACGGGAGUGGUCUACCUGAUCGAGGGCACCACGGUGGUGCCCUGGGUGAUCCUAUCAGAUGGGGAUGGCACCGUGGGCAAAGGCUUUAAAGCAGAGUGGCUGGCAGUGAAGGAUGAACACUUGUACGUGGGUGGCCUGGGGAAGGAGUGGACCACGGCCACCGGGGAGGUGAUGAAUGAGAACCCCGAGUGGGUGAAGGUGGUCGGCUCCAAGGGGGACGUGGGCCAUGAGAACUGGGUGUCUAACUACAACGCCCUGAGGGCAGCGGCUGGCAUCAGACCCCCAGGUUACCUCAUCCACGAGUCGGCCGCCUGGAGCGAGACGCUGCAGCGCUGGUUCUUCCUGCCGCGCCGGGCUAGCCAGGAGCGCUACGACGAGAAGGCCGACGAGCACCGGGGCACCAACCUGCUGCUGCGGGCCACGCAGGACUUCGGCGACAUCGCCAUCAGCCAUGUGGGGGCCGCGGUCCCGACCCACGGCUUCUCCUCCUUCAAAUUCAUCCCCGACACUGACGACCAGCUCAUCGUGGCCCUGAAAUCGGAGGAGGACGAUGGCAAGAUCGCCACCUACAUCAUGGCCUUCACGCUGGACGGGCGCUUCCUGCUGCCGGAGACCAGGAUCGGGGCCAUGAAAUACGAAGGGAUUGAGUUUAUUUAACAGGGACUCUGUCCUGGUGGGGACGCCCCGGGGUCAGGCGCGCGGGGCUUUGCCUGAACAUAGUCGCCGUGGGGGGCGCGCCGCUCCUGAGCUGGCCUGGAUCCCUGUGGGAGGUGGCUCCGGGGCUGGGUCCCAGGCUUCUGCAGUUACCAUGUUGGUGAGUUGCUGCAGCACACGUGGCUUGAAUGUCUGGGCCCCGGCACCUGGUGGUGAAAGGCCAUCACUGCAAGCUUCCACUGGUCCUCUGCAGGGCUGCAAGCCCUUGUCCUGCAUCCCAGGGCCCUUCCCAGGCUGCCCCGCAGAGUGCUGGGUGCUGACAGGGGAGGUCUCCAGGGAGCUUAGCGAACUGUGAGGCAGCCGCUCGGAGGGCGUUUCCUUCCUGCCCAGCCAGGGCAGUGGAAUUGCUCAGCAUCUCUGAGACUGGCCCAUGAUUUCCCCUCCCACAGGCAGGGCCCUGCACCGCAGCCUGGUGCUCCCGCUGCUACGUUACCCUGGAGUUUCCCCGCAGCACAAAGGGCCUUUGCGGUGCACAGCAGAGUGGGAGCAGCUCGUGCCAACAGGGCCGUGCCCAGUAGGCUGGUGUGUAGCAACCAGCCCCCGGACGCUGCUCUUCUGCCUGUGGAGCAGCUGGGGCAGAUGUGCAGGGCCUGGCUGGGUCGGAAGGGAGCCAUGCUACAGCCCGGGCCGUUUAACCGAUUAAAUUAACCAAAGUGAAACGCCCCCGAACUCCGUGUGAGGGUUUCACUCUGCUCUGUGCCACGGGGCCUCCUGCUGAGAACCGCCAUGCUAGAGAAGUGGGGAUCCCAGCCGGGGCGUCCAAUUCCCUCCCUUACAGCCAGUGGCCAGGCGUCCCCUCUGAAUCCGCCUGCCCAGCCCGGCCCUUGUUCCCGGCUUACCUGGCAUCUCCCUCCCCGCUGGCUGGGGCAGGCGCCGAGCUCGGCAGGUUAGGGCUCCGACUUGCAGCUCUCUGGGGAUGGGAGCAGGCCAGCGCCUGACCCUGCGCUGAGCCCUGAGGGCCCUGCCCUGGCCUGCUGCCACUCUCAGCUCCCUGCUCCUUUGCCCUGGGAAGGGGCCAGGACAGUGGCCUGGCCCUCCUGACACAAGCUGCUUCCCCCCCAUGCCUCCCUCUGGCCCAAGGGGCUGUCCCUAGGUACUCCGGCCUUGCGGGGCCUGUGGAAAGGCCCUUUUCUCUUCAGAGUGCUCUGGGGUCCUGGCCUCUGUUGUGCCCCUGGGGAGGGCCCAGCCCCACUCUCUGGCUGGGGAGGGGAAUGGCUAAGUGACUUUGAAUGGAGCCUUGUCCCUGCAUCUGCCCCACAGGCCAGGAGUCCCUCUGCCCUGGCCCCUCACCAAGGCCCGCCUGCCUGCGCUGUACACAGAGAACAGGCCAAGUCAGGCAGGAAUCCACACAAGCUCUGGCCCAGGCCCCUGCCUGGUCCCUGCCCUGCUGGCUGACAGAUGCAGCAUUUGCACCUGGUUAGUGACUUUCCGGCCCCUCUGCUGUGACCUGGAUGUGGUGCUUGGCUGCUGUAUCCAUUCGAUAAACCAGACCAUUCUGGGGUGAGCGCGUCGCCCUCCAGCUCUGUGGGCAGGGCGUCCUCCAGCGCUGGGUAGGGGGGCAGUAAAACGGGACAAUCCCAACCAGCCAACAGUGCAGUGUGGCUCGGCCCCUGGAAAUGGCUGCAGUGCAGAAUGAGAUUGGCCUGUUCCUGAGUCCUCCCCUGUCCUGGUGAGGCUCUGGCUGUGUAGGAGCUGGGCAGAUGUUGCUUUAUGAAUCGGUGCGAGCAGUAUUGCUGAAAUGGGCUCGCUGGCACAUCUCCAGCAGGUCCGUUCUGUAGGCAGCCUUCCCCUGGCUGGAGCCCCGAUAUCCUGUCCUGUGGGCUAGGGCCUGGCGAGCCCCCUUCACACACUUCAGUGGUACAGUGCAGGGAAAGGGGAACCUGCCCUAUGCGUCUCUUUCAGACCAGCACACGCAGGGUCCCCACUGGCCCCAGGAGAGCGUCCCACACCCCUGUGAGCAGUCCCAGAGACUGGGGCAGGGUGGCACUCGGCCAGGAGACCUCGCAGAGCCCUUGGCUGCCUGGUGCAGAGCAGCAGCUGUGGGUCUCCGUCCUGGGGCUGGGAGAGCUCUGCUGCCCCUUCCCUUGUCUUGCCCCGUGCCCCCUGGGGGCGGGGGGGAGCGCCUGGCCUGUUCCUCUGGCAGAGACCGGCUCCCCUUUCCUGUGGCAGGCCGGGCUGACCUGACUCAGGCCUUGGCUCUGUGUUCCCUGGGGGGUGGGGCGCAGAGGCUCUCGGUCAGGGGUAGUCAAUUAUUUUUUGUCAAGGUCCAGACUUGAGAGAAACGUUUCACACCCCACUAGCACUAACAAUAACCAGGAAAUAAACAGAUUUUUGUGGUCC
Molecule: messenger RNA, 3606 nt
Organism: Emys orbicularis (European pond turtle)
Lineage: Eukaryota; Metazoa; Chordata; Testudines; Emydidae
Gene: CANT1
Product: calcium activated nucleotidase 1
Exons: 3
Coding region: 1-1209 (402 amino acids)
Biological process (GO): proteoglycan biosynthetic process
Molecular function (GO): GDP phosphatase activity; UDP phosphatase activity; calcium ion binding
Source: RefSeq, a predicted model, not a curated record